Molecule: messenger RNA, 1286 nt
Organism: Chenopodium quinoa (quinoa)
Lineage: Eukaryota; Viridiplantae; Streptophyta; Magnoliopsida; Caryophyllales; Amaranthaceae
Product: cysteine-rich receptor-like protein kinase 8
Exons: 6
Coding region: 1-1173 (390 amino acids)
Biological process (GO): protein phosphorylation
Molecular function (GO): protein kinase activity; ATP binding
Source: RefSeq, a predicted model, not a curated record
AUGAGUAAAGUUAUGCAGCAGGCUGCUCCAUCCUCUUUUGUGGGACAUUUUGCAACAGCGAGUGAUUGGGCAUCGUUCAACAGCGUGUAUUGCCUUGCUCAAUGCAUCCCUGACAUUGAGGUAUAUGAGAUAAAACAAGCUGUAGAAUCCUUGCAAUAUGAAUUCAGCAAGAUCAGGGCAGCAACACGUAACUUUGCCGCGGAUAACAAACUUGGAGAAGGCGGGUUUGGUGAAGUCUACAAGGGAAAACUCGAGAAUGGACGAGAAAUAGCUGUAAAAAGACUAUCAGAAAAAUCUGAACAGGGAGUAGCAGAGUUCAAAACCGAAGUUAUCUUAGUUGCAAAACUUCAACACAAGAACUUGGUCAAGCUAUUAGGAUUUUGUGUGGCAUUAAAGGAAAAGAUACUAGUUUACGAGUAUCUUCCUAAUUCAAGUUUGGAUCGAUUUCUAUUUGAUAAAAAGAAGCAAACAUCAUUAACCUGGGAAACAAGGUUCAAAAUCAUAGUUGGUAUUGCAAGAGGGCUUUUGUAUCUUCAUGAAGAUUCUCCACUCAAAGUUAUUCAUCGAGAUCUUAAAGCAAGUAAUAUAUUAUUGGAUGAACAUAUGAACCCAAAGAUAUCAGAUUUCGGCCUUGCAAAACUAUUCAAAGUCAAUCAAAGUCAUGGUGAUACUAAUCGAAUCGUCGGGACAUAUGGUUAUAUGGCUCCUGAAUACGCAAUAACCGGUCAUUACUCUGUAAAAUCAGAUAUUUACAGCUUUGGAGUCAUUGUCCUUGAAAUAUUGAGUGGUGAAAGAAAUAGAUACUUUCGAGGAUUGCAGCUUGAAGAGGCACUAUUACAUCGUGCAUGGAGGUUGUGGAUUGAGAACAAGGCUUACGAUUUGAUAGAUGAAGCGUUUAAAGAUAACUGUCCAAUAGAAGAAGUAAUGAAAUGCAUCCAAAUUGGUCUGGUAUGUGUCCAAGAAUAUGCAGUAGAAAGACCGAGCAUGAACUCAAUUGUUGCCACCCUUAGUGGACAAUCUAUUAGCUUUCCGGUGCCAAAGCCGCCACAUUUCUUUAGCUUAACGAAUGGCUUAGAAGAAGAAGAUAAUCAGAGGUUGGACAACAUAAGUAAUCCCCUUAUUAAUGUGUAUACAGGCACUGGGAUGAUUACCGAGUUAUGUCCUCGUGACUAAACAUGAGUUUUUACUAGGAAUAAUUAAUAUGUUUUGCAUGUAUUAAGAAAAUAAGAAACAUUUGCUUUUCAAUGGUCAAACUUGCUACCCUUUGAUCAUAUAUACUUACAAUU